UACGUUCAUAUGUUAUUUUUCUCUCACCAGAAUGUGGGAACUUUUCUCUUGAACGUUAUGAACGAUGCAAACUGCAAUGUGUGCAUAAUGGCUGAAGCACUGGAUGCGAUCAUGGAUGUAUUUGCCGAAGACAAUACUGAUGGAGUUCUAAAAUCUCUGAGACUUGUUCCUCAAGUAGCAGCUGCUACACCAAAAUUUUAUAAAAAGGCUCGAAAAGAAAAACGAAAUCUUGGAGAAUACAAAGCAUUAAUAUCAACUGUUCGAGUCAACCUACCCCAAUUUGUGUCAUACAAAAACAAAAGACUUGAGAGUUAAUGAGCUUCUGGGAGUUCAAUGGAAAACAGGAUUAAUUUAUUAUAGAAUCCAUUAAGGGAUUUUCAUCCCUUUGCAUUUCAUUUUUUUCAAUUCGCGUAGUUUCCUUGGUGCUUUGGAAUCAAUAACUUUUCCUGUUCAUUGUAAUAAUAAUUUUUCCCCUUUCUCUAAUAAUGCCUUGCUGUUCCUUAGACACAUCGAUGAGGACGAAGAAAGUACCGAACUUAACCAGAAAACUUUGAAAGCUCAAAGACAAAUUAAUGUUGGAACACCACGACAAAUGUGUCCUUCGCUCCCAGCCCAAUUGAAAAUUUUAGCAAUAACGACACUAUAAUGCAUGGCUAUGUAAUAUAUGGCUAAAAUCUAUGAAUAAAACAAUUCAUCCUUCUUCUAAGAACUGCCUUCAAGCAAAUCAGAGUGUUCAAUAGAUUUUUCCUGUACAUUAUUUAGCGUACUUUUGAUUCUGUUUCCUUCAUUCAAUCAUGUUUUAGUUUGAAGUAAUGAUAUUUUAUUUGAACUAUGAUUUAAGGUUUUUAUGUUUUCGAAUUAGUAAUAGUGUUUUAAAUUGAGCAAUUAAUAAAUAAAACUAUUUAUCACCAUAA
This is a messenger RNA of Nilaparvata lugens (brown planthopper), 914 nucleotides long. RefSeq names its product HEAT repeat-containing protein 3-like. Gene Ontology annotation, biological process: protein import into nucleus; ribosomal large subunit biogenesis. NCBI's taxonomy places the organism in Eukaryota, Metazoa, Arthropoda, Insecta, Hemiptera, Delphacidae. The record is from RefSeq and is a predicted model, not a curated record. The coding region runs from base 10 to 315 and encodes 101 amino acids. The transcript has 2 exons.